Molecule: messenger RNA, 1362 nt
Organism: Metopolophium dirhodum (rose-grain aphid)
Lineage: Eukaryota; Metazoa; Arthropoda; Insecta; Hemiptera; Aphididae
Product: E3 ubiquitin-protein ligase Topors-like
Exons: 8
Coding region: 1-1254 (417 amino acids)
Biological process (GO): protein monoubiquitination; protein polyubiquitination
Molecular function (GO): metal ion binding; ubiquitin protein ligase activity
Source: RefSeq, a predicted model, not a curated record
AUGGACAUUCUUAAUAACGAACCUACUGGACGCCCUUCAACACCAGACCCAAGAUGUUCAAUUUGUUUGAAUGAAUUAACCAAUAAGUGUUAUACCAAUGCAUGUGUGCAUUUAUUCUGUUUUCAUUGUUUGAAAUUGUGGUCAAAUACGUGCUUACAACAAUGUUCAAGUUCUGAACCAACUUGUCCAUUGUGUAAGAAAAAUUUCAGAUAUAUUUAUCAUUCAUUUAAUGAUCUGGGCACCCAUGAAACACAUACUGUUCCUGUACUGGACAGAUUACCGAAUCCAACACCAAGAUUAUUUGUGCGGCCAUUUAAUCAAUUAUUAAAUGAUAACAGUGAUAUGCAUCCACUCCUGAAUAUUGAUCAUGUGAACCAGAUAAAUAUGUUUUCCUUGCCGAGUGUAUAUAACCUUGGCACAUUGGUCCAAAAUCAUGGUCAAUUUUUUUAUUACCCGUCUCAGAACUAUCCACGUCCUUCUGUACAAACGACAAUCAAUGGUCAAGGAGCAAGAAUACAUGUGUACGUUGAUGAUGUAUGGGCUAUGCCAUUACCAGAUACAGCUGGCCAUUUCAGAUAUUUUACCUCAGCUAACUAUCGAGAUGAUCCAACAGAAAUGUUCAGAAUGUUUGAAUUCAUAAUUAGAGAUGUUGUGGCCAUACGGGAAUCUGUAAGAGUAGAGGAUCUACCCAUGGCAUUCCCUGAGAACAUUGAUAUGAUUGUAACAAGUUGGAUAAUGCAAUCACUUGCAUCUUAUGAAAUAAGCCAUUCAGAUUUUUUCAACAACUUAAGGCCUCUUCUAAAUACACGAACACUCCAUUUUUGCCAUGAACUAUACAACUUUGCUAAUAGUCCAUAUAAUAUUGUGGACUAUGAUCGCAAUGUUCAAUAUUAUGCUACUUAUCAGCCUCGUGACAGUGAAUCGACUGCUCCAUUUUAUCAAGAACAAGCACCACCAAUCCAAACCAUUGAUAUAAUCAUUGUACAGGAUUCAGAUAAUGAAGAACUUCAAAGGCCAAUUAUAAUAGAAGAUAGUUCUAGCACCGAUGACUCUGAUGUUGAAAUUCUUAGUCAAUCCUCCCGUUCUACCGAUCCACUUAUUUCGGCCUCUAUGGACCAACCAUCUACAUCUACUAGAUUAAAUAUACCAAACAAUAGUUCUCGGUCUGAAUAUGGUGGUUUAUCUCGAGUAUCAUAUUCAUCUCAAGUAAAAAGAGGCUCGCUCAAUCUAGACUCUUCAUCAGAUGAUGAAUAAUCAAUAAUUACUACACAAGGUUCUCAAACUGCUCACUUAAAAUUUCCUGAUGUUAAUAAAACAAAGAAAAAAGAACGCCAAUGAUUCACGGUCUGAAAUCAAUAAUCA